Messenger RNA from Hydatigera taeniaeformis, 1455 nucleotides. The record is from the annotation of a GenBank genome assembly. Lineage: Eukaryota; Metazoa; Platyhelminthes; Cestoda; Cyclophyllidea; Taeniidae.
AUGUUGCUUAUUCUUGGUGUCGAUGCUCUGGGUUGGGAACUCGUUAAAGCAAAGCUUAGCGAGCUCGGAGCUUUUGCUGACGAAGAAUUGCCGGACUACAUAACAGUAAUGGUUGCAAAUAAAAAGAAGCGUAGCAGCAUGGUCAAGGACUUGCAGCUCUUUCUAGGGAAUCAGACAGAGCUGUUUACGGACUGGCGUACUAGGUCUCGUUCUCCCAUCACAUCAGUCAAGCCAUCUUCUGAAGAACCCAUUGUGGCUGAUGUGGUAAACGUUCAAACUGAUGAAAGUAUCAUGGAUCGAUUUGCUUUAAAUAUUUUAGACGAAUUCACUGAAGAGAACUCUCACUCUCUUUCCGGUGACGGUAAACGUGAUUCUGUUCUGAAACCAACAGAACAACGGCGAGUUGUUAGCACCUCAAGUCUUGGUAGCAAGUCCACCCAGAAGUCUUCUGAAGAGCUUCCAGCUGUCCGCUCUGUUGUCAAGGUUUCAACAAAUGCUCCACCUUCGCAGUCAAGCAAUAUUGCAACGGCUACGUCGGCAGCCGUUGGUGGUAUGCUCCUGAAACGUGCAAUGAAUGAGGCUCGAGCCAGCACUGCUCAAGUUCAAGAACGACCUGCCGCCGUUGUUCGUGGUCAAAAACGGCCUAUUGAAAAAUCAGAGACUGCUUCUGUGUCUCAGGAGAAGACGGCAGUGAGCGUGAAUGAAGUAGAUCUAGUGGAAGUGCCGACGAAGAUGACGCGAUUUGUUGUAACCAUGGGUGAGGAGCCGUUGUUGUUGAAGCCAAGUGUGAAGUCCCGAUUGGGACCGCGUGUCGUGGCGCCCAUUACCAACACAUCGAACAGUGUUGAAAUGCUUGACGCUCGCGAAAUCCUCAUUGCCAAGAAGUCUCAAGUCAAGUCGCCUCGUAUGCAGAUCAUCCUUGGUGAUUCCUUUGGUGAAGAUGAGGAGGAGGAUGGGGGAGACGGAGUUGAGAGUGAUGCCAAUGCUAUCUUCGCUUUCGAGAGUGGUGACGGGAAAUCAGAGGACCCGAAACCUGGCAGAAGCAACAUCCCUAGGCAAGGCUUUGACCCUGAAUUUUUUGGCGAUUACUCCACUGUCUCAUCACUCAUUCCGAAAGUUGUAUGUCGCUACUUCCCUCACUGCAAGCUACCCGCAGGCACUUGUCCAUUCUAUCACCCUCCUGUGCCCGUGUGCCGUUUUGGCGCGGCGUGUCUGAACAGAGGCACCACCUGUCCCUUCGCGCACCCUAUACCGGCUGCCAAACCUAAGGCUGGCCUCGUACCCAUACCCUCAAGUAAACUUAAGUGGGUUGCCCCGGGGAAGUCAGCUACUUUUGCCGCUUCCACCACCUCCAUGAGGAAAAUGUCCCCUUCCUCGUCCGAGAAAAUAGCUCGACCCACCACAACCGCAACCUCAAUUUCUGCAGAGCCAACGUCAGCUGAAAUCUCUGGUUAA